Sitophilus oryzae (rice weevil) is the source of this 2583-nucleotide messenger RNA. RefSeq lists its product as uncharacterized. Bases 691 to 1986 code for a protein of 431 amino acids. The transcript is spliced from 2 exons. The record is from RefSeq and is a predicted model, not a curated record. NCBI's taxonomy places the organism in Eukaryota, Metazoa, Arthropoda, Insecta, Coleoptera, Curculionidae.
UCAUAGGCAGAUCUACGGAUUAGGAACACCUAGUGAAACCCCUGGUAGAAAACUCCUUUGAGAACAAGACAAAAGCAUGGUUUUUGGAAAAUUAGUAUUUAUUGGAUUACUACUAUCCAUAGUAUACUCCCAGUAUGUUAUUACACCAAUCAACAAUACAGUCGGAGUGUACCUACAUGAAGACGGACAAAUAAAAGUAUCCAAUGAUAAAUGGACACUAUUAGUUUAUAAAGAUUUAGAAUUAAUUAAAAAUACUAUUUUAAAUAAUGAUAAAAUAUUAGAUAAUAUUUUAAACACUUUAGAAGAAGAUGCACCACGAAUGAUAGCUUUUAAAUCAGAAGUUAAAACGCAUAUAAGUCUUUUAUUACAAAUAUCAAGAUCAAUUAAUACAAAAUAUAAUGAAAUAAUACGCGAUACGAAUAAGUAUAUUUAUAGAGAAAAGCGUGGUAUAUUUAAUGGCAUUGGGACAGUAUGGAAAUCAAUAACCGGUAAUUUAGAUGCUUCUGAUGGUGAAUAUUAUAAUGAUUGUAUAAAUAAAAUAACUAAAGAUGAAUAUCAAAUAGAAAACUUAUUAAAAAAUCAAAUAUCUGUAACGACAUCUGUAAUUAAAAGUUUAAUUCUACAAUUCAAAAAUUACAAAUCGAUGAAGAGACUUUUAAUAAUGAUAUAAAAGAAAUAAGAAAAUCAAUAAUGGACAUUUCAGAUCAAUUAAAUUAUUUCCAAUCACAAAUUGAUAUUUUAAAUAUUUGUGAAUCUCUUAUGGAAAGCUAUACCUUUUUAGAAAAUCAAAUUGAUGAUAUUAUAAAUUCAAUAACUUUUGCAAGAUUAAAAAUAUUGCAUAGUUCUAUAAUUACUCCAAAUGACUUGGUUGACUCGCUAAAGCAUAUAUCUCAAUCAUUAAAGAGAAAUAAUCUUCCAUUACCAAUUUCUGCCACAUCGAUACCUCAGUAUCUAGAUAUUAUUGAAUUGAAAGCUUAUCAGUUAGAUUCUAAAGUAGUAUUUGUUCUAAAUAUACCUUUAGUUGAACCUGAAGAGUAUACUUUAUAUCGAAUUUAUCCAAUUCCUUUGUUAGAUCAUCGUACUGCUUUACAUCAUAUCUUAAGUACAACUUAUAAAUAUAUUGCGCGUAGCGAUGAUUCAUUGUUGUACAUAAUAAUUGAAGAUCCAGAAGCUUGCAAAUCAACAGGCAGAAAAACAAGAAUUUGUUCCAACAUAUUUCCAUAUCCAAUCGAUAGUGAUGCUAUAUGUGAAGCUCAACUAUUGAAGCAACAAGAUCACCUGCCAAGAACCUGUCAAUCUUCUUUGAUCAUGGCAAAAGAAUAUAACAUAAACAAAUUAAAUUUAAACUUUUGGUUAAUAAUUAUCUCAGAUCCUUUACCAUUAACAAUUAAAUGUGGAAAUAGAGACAUUAUUACAAAAAUCUUAAAUAAUAAUACUCUUUUAAAGUUACAAAGUGAAUGUAUUGCUUUUGUUGGCAGUACAAGAAUUCAAGGUCAAAAAGACAUUAAUGUUUAUGAUAAUGUAACAUACAAUACUUUUCCAAUUCAAAUACCAUAUAGUUGUUGCAGUAAUAUUCCUGAGAAGAUCAAGAUUCCAAAUCUGAAACCACUGAAAUUGAGCAAACUGAAUCUAGAAGAUUUGAGUGUUGCAAAUCACAAGUUAAAUGAAUAUUCCGAACAAUUGAACAAUUUGAUCAAUGAACCUUUUGUGAAGAAACACCAUGGUUGGUUUACAAUUUUAACCAUAAUUGUAAUUGUCACCUUGGUCCUGAUUUACAUCUUCUGCAAAUGCAAAUCCCGUAGAAGAUCACGAAUUGGAAUUGCAAUUUCUCAUGAUGACUACCCACCAUCACCUCCAAGAAAUCAAGUUGAAUCCACUUUCUCCAAAUGGAAGAAAAUACUGCCUCGUAGAAGACCCAGUAUCCAUUUAGAAGAACCUAUUGAAGAAGAAUCUUUUGAACUUAAUCCUAACAAGAAUUCAGUCUAAAAGUUAUCUCCACGCGUUAACUUUUAUCUAAAAGGGGGAGUUGUUAUAUCCAUAUUUAACCUUCAAAUGACCUUAUUUACUCUUUAUACUUAUUUAUUGUUAUUCAUUGUUUAUUCCAAAGUUAAACGUAUAAGUUCGUUCUAAUAUAACUCAUAAACAAUCAUAUUAUGUUUCUUGAGAAUCUUUCCAACUACGAUGUUCCCAUGGUCUCUUCAGUAAACAAGUCGCAGUUCCAUGAUGGGAAGCGAAGACUCAGCAACUUUAAGAAUAUUUAAGCCGAUCUCUUUCCCAGGAGGAACAACUCUCGAACGCAACUCGUAUCCGUGUCGUAUCGAAGUUCAUAUAAUAAUUUUGUAUCUUUAUUAAAACUUAAUAAAGUGUUUUUAAGUAUUUUAAUGUUUUUUUAAAAUAAUAAAAGUGAAAGAUAAAAUCUAACAAUUGGCGCAGUCGGUAGGAUAUUCACAAAACGUCGGUAGAACACGAGUAUUCUAACUACCAACGGUGGAUUCCAAUCCUUCAAGCGAAAGAACUUACGAAAAAUCAAGAAAGAAAAUUAAGAAAAAUCAAGAAAGAAAAUUAAGAAAAAUCAAGAAAGAA